This is a messenger RNA of Crotalus tigris (Tiger rattlesnake), 2846 nucleotides long. RefSeq names its product syntaphilin (gene SNPH). The transcript has 6 exons. The record is from RefSeq and is a predicted model, not a curated record. NCBI's taxonomy places the organism in Eukaryota, Metazoa, Chordata, Lepidosauria, Squamata, Viperidae. Gene Ontology annotation, cellular component: mitochondrion; cytoplasmic microtubule. Bases 546 to 2036 code for a protein of 496 amino acids. Gene Ontology annotation, biological process: neuron differentiation.
CUCCUCCUCCUCCUCCUCCUCCUCCCCACCCUUGUGGGCCCCAGACAGCAAGAAUUGCUCAGCCCAGCUGCCUCUCCUCCGAGUGCCCCCCCCCCAAAAGCUCAGCACCAUGGAAGGGGCCAGUAGAGGAGGGCGCUGACCAAGCUAGCAGGCAUCACCCGCCUCCUAUGAGCACUGCAGUAGGAUUGCAUCCUCCCUCCCUCUCUCUGCCUCCAUCUCCCCGGCUUUCUAAGAAGUCCCCAAGCCAAGAUCUGUUUCAGAGCAUCGUCCCUGCCAUCUAUCCUCCAGCUGGCCUCUCUCAGCUGGCCUUGGCUUCACUGCCAAAACCUGUGGUGUGACUGCUAUGUCCUUGCCAGGAAGCAGAAGACCCUCGACGGGAUCCCGAAGGUGAAUAUGAUUUCCUUCUUUCUCCUCCCCGUGGAAGCCGUGAGUUUUACGGAAGGAGUGGCUCUGCCUCCCUCUAUAAGUCUGCAACGGCCCCAGCCACUCCGACGGAGAAACAGCUUCUUCUUCCCGCCUCCAGGCGCCCCUCCCCGCCCGUCAGUAUGCGCGACACCUACGGCACCUCUUCGCUCAGCAGCAGCAGCAAUUCCGGCUCCUGUAAGGGCAGCGACAGCAGUCCCACGCCAAGGCGCCCCGUCAAGUACCUCCUCUGUAGUGACAACCAUGGGAUCAAGCCCCCGACACCUGAGCAAUAUCUCACCCCCCUCCAGCAGAAAGAGGUCUGCAUCCGGCACCUGCGGGCCAGGCUGAGGGACACUCACGAGAGGCUGCAGGACAGGGAUGGCGAGAUUGAAGACCUGAAGACCCAACUCUCAAGGAUGCAAGAAGACUGGAUUGAAGAAGAAUGUCACCGAGUGGAGGCUCAGCUGGCUCUCAAAGAAGCCCGGAAGGAGAUCAAGCAGCUCAAGCAGGUCAUCGACACCGUCAAGAAUAACCUGAUCGAGAAGGACAAAGGCCUCCAGAAGUACUUUGUGGACAUCAACAUUCAGAACAGGAAGCUGGAGACGCUGCUGCACAGCAUGGAGGUUGCGCAGAAUGGGGCGGUCAAAGAGGAAGGGCACACCGAGUCGGCUGGGGGAUCUCCUGCACGCUCGCUCACCCGCAGUUCCACGUACACCAAGCUGAGUGACCAGGGAGCGACGGACAGGAACAUCGGCGGCUCGCAAACCAUCUCCGUGGACGACGGAGCUGAUAGCGGCUUCGUGGCUGCAGAGAACUCCUUGAGCCGGACAGAUUUGUUGGACCACAGCAGCCUCCUGUCCUCAGGUGUGGAGUGUGGUCCUGACGAUGCCUCGUCCCUACACACCUCCUACACCCUGGGGUCCCAGAUGCCCACCAGCUCCACGUACGAGAAACUAACGGGAUCUCAGCAGAGCGUGGAGGCCGCCGUACAAGCUAGCUGCAUGCAGGAACAAGCCAUCCAGACAGACUUCGGACAUUACCAGCCAGAUCUGGACACCAUCUUGGAGAAGGUCAUGAAGUCUCAAGCGGGCAGCCUCGCCAGUCCUACCUCGGAGUGGCCCUCUGAGAUUGAAGAGGUGGCCGAGCCCACCAGCUCAGAGGGUUGUGUCCCCAACUGCUCAAACCACACAGACAGGACAACCCUCGAACCCGUCUCUGCUGUCGUGGUCAAUGCUGGAGAACCCACCGAGAAGCCCGAUGGCCAGCCGGCCUCGCGAAACCCGGCUGUGCAUCAACCUUGCAGCGCCAGCCCAUCCGUGAGCAUCGUCUGUAGCCCUGAAGAUGAGGCAACUGAGCCAGGACAGGACACCGCGGGGGCGGCAGCCCCAGUGGACUCUUCAGCCGAGCCCAAAACUUACUGGAGCCGCCAUUUCCUUGUGGAUCUCUUGGCCGUGGUUGUGCCUGCAGUGCCUACGGUGGCUUGGCUGUGCCGUUCGCAGCGGAGGCAGGGGCAACCCAUUUACAACAUCAGCUCUCUGCUGCGGGGUUGCUGCACAGUCGCCCUGCACUCGAUCCGGAAGAUCAGCUGCCGGUCAGUCACCAACGUGAGCAGCACUUGCUCUCCGCCAUAACCUCUUCCUUCUUCCCCACCCAACCGACUCUGUCAUGUGCACAUACAUCUGCUUUGUCGCCCUCGGAGCGUUCAGGGUUUAGGGGACCACGAUUGUAAAUCCCGUACGCACAACUUGAAUUUCUCUUUCCUGUUACCUUAUUUAUUUAGCGCACGGGUGGGUCGACUUGACCGGGCAUCCCGAUGUGCUGGAUCUUGAUUUAUGCAAAAUAACUUGUGAGAAGCCAUUGCUGUGGUGGCCCUGGCACAGCGUGGACAGGACAGGACCGUCUUCUCCUUGCUGAGAAACCGUCUCCUUUCAGGGAUGCUGCUCUUGAAAACUCAAACUUGGCUUUAGGAAACGUGUGUCACGUGUCCCACAUGAUUGGCUGACUCCCUUCUCCCUCCUCUUAACAUCUGAAUGUUUUUGAGUGAUCCAGAAAACGUCCCUCCAUUGUCGCGGCCUCCCUCGUCUCUCUUUCCUGCUUUUUCCAAGUGUCAUUCUCUAACCAGCCCUGAGUCUACCUCACCUUCCCGCGAUCAUCUCCCGUCCUGCUUAAGUCCAGAUCCGUCCAUGUUCUUCACCUUACAGGAGCCUGUCUUGCAGCAUGGCUGGCUGGGGAAUUCUGGGAGUUGAAGUCCACCCAUCUUCCAGCGGCCAAGAUUGGAAACCACUGCAGUAGGAGAAGGACUCUUAUCUGCUUUGCAGAGAGGAGGCAGAUGUGUGCAACAGCAGCUCCCCAAAUUCCCCUGGUCCCCUUUUCUACAUACACACACAUACACACACACACAUACACACACAUACACACACACACACACACACACACAGAGA